AUGGAUGGUAACUACGACAACGUCACCAUCAGCACGUUUAAGAGUGGUCUCCCCACCGAGCAUUGUUUAAGGAAGUUCCUAAUUGGUAAGCCUGUUACCAGCGUUCGUCAACUUAUGGAUAGGAUUAACAAAUACAAAAGGGUGGAAGAGGACCAACUACAAGGGAAAGGAAAGGAGAAGAUCAUCCCUUAUAAGAGGAAUGAUUUCAGGUCAGAACGAUACAAUAGUAACCAUCUAAGAAGAGAUUUUGCGGGACAAUCUGGACCAAUCACCACGCAAGCGGUUAACGCUAUAUUUAGAGAGCCGGUACAACAGGUUUUGGAGAAAGUUAAGAACGAGCCUUUCUUCAAGUGGCCGAAUAAAAUGGCCAAAGACUCCUCAAAACGCAACCAGAGUCUGUGUUGUCAGUACCACCAAGACCAUGGACAUACCACUAAAGACUGCAGAAAUCUAUGGAACUACCUGGAUCAGUUGGUCUGA
Molecule: messenger RNA, 480 nt
Organism: Quercus lobata
Lineage: Eukaryota; Viridiplantae; Streptophyta; Magnoliopsida; Fagales; Fagaceae
Exons: 1
Coding region: 1-480 (159 amino acids)
Source: RefSeq, a predicted model, not a curated record